AUGACAGUAAACCGCUUCAAACAUCUUCUCCGUGUUCUGCGGUUCGACGACCGUGAGACGCGUGAAGAAAGAAAAAAAGUCGACAAGUUCGCCGCAAUCAGAGAACUGUUCGAGGAGUUCAACAAGCUCCUCCGGGUGUACUUUUCACCAUCGGAGUGUGUUACUGUUGAUGAAACCCUCCGGAGCUUCCGAGGUCGCUGUGGAUUUAUUUGCUACAUGCCGAACAAACCAUGUAAAUAUGGCAUCUUGAUUCGUGACGUGGCAGAUGCAAACAGCCGCUAUAUGCUCGGCAUGCUGCCCUACACUGGGAAGGCGGACCAGCCUGACCCGACGUUUCACAUCACUGGAGCUGCCAACAUCGUGAAACAUCUGGUGGAGCCCUAUGCAAACAGUGGGCGCAACGUGACAGUUGACCGGCUGUAUACAUCAGUGGAACUGGCGGAAGAACUGCUCCAGAAAAAUCUGACAUAUGUCGGGACCAUCAUGACGAACAGGUGUCAUCUUCCAGAGGAAGCCAAAUCAGUCGUCGGCAGACAGGAACACUCCAGCCAAUUUUACUGGUCUGAUGGCGUCAUGGUGAUGUCGUACGCGAAGAACAAGAAGAAAAACGUCCUGCUGCUGUCAACGCAGCACUGCGAGCCACUGAUCACAGCAGACCAGAAGAAGAAACCUGAAGUCAUGAUCUAUUACAAUCAGACGAAAGGCGGGAUCGACAGUAUCGAUCAAAUGUUGGAGACCUACACCUGCCGAAUGUCAACCCGCAGGUGGCCCGUGGUGGUGUUCCUGCUCAUGCUGGACGUCGCCGCGCUGAACGGAUGGGUGAUCCUGAGCCAGGGACCAAGCGCUAAGUUCGGCGACCAGAAGCACGGAGGGAGAAGGGCCUUCCUACGUGAACUGGGACUGAGCCUCAUCAAGCCACAUAUGCAACUCCGGCCGCCGGAAGGCAUGGUUGCAGCAACGAAGAUGGCGGUGGAGACAGUGCUGAAGACCAAGCUGAGACAACCGGACGUCACUCCACGAGAGGUGCCAGACACCGUGCGGGCUCGGUGUCAUGUGUGCGUGGCGGAGCAGCACGGUGCUGGCUACAAAAAAGCCAGGCACAGGAGUGUAAACAAAGUGAAGCAGCGCUGCUCUCGCUGCAAGAGGGCGGUGUGCCAGAAGCACGGGAAGAGUGCCGGCAUCAUGUGUGUGCCGUGCAGCGCCGCCCCUGCUGGCACGGGGCUGGAGUAG
This is a messenger RNA of Amphibalanus amphitrite, 1230 nucleotides long. RefSeq names its product piggyBac transposable element-derived protein 4-like. The record is from RefSeq and is a predicted model, not a curated record. NCBI's taxonomy places the organism in Eukaryota, Metazoa, Arthropoda, Thecostraca, Balanomorpha, Balanidae. The transcript has a single exon. The coding region runs from base 1 to 1230 and encodes 409 amino acids.